Molecule: messenger RNA, 1260 nt
Organism: Entrophospora sp. SA101
Lineage: Eukaryota; Fungi; Glomeromycota; Glomeromycetes; Entrophosporales; Entrophosporaceae
Source: the annotation of a GenBank genome assembly
AUGUCUUCAAAUUGCCUUGAGGAUCAAAAUGAAGAUACUGUUGAUGAACGUGUUCAAGAGGUUUUAGAUAAAAUUACAGAAACCAACAAAAGUGGAACAUCUGAAGAAGAUUUGGAUGAUGAAAAAUUGUUUGAAGAAUUAGAAAACGAUGACUUUGAUCUUACUAAUCUACGUGAAAAACGAAUGGAACAAUUAAAACAAGAAAUGGAAAAACUUAAAGAAAUGCGUCAAAAUGAUCAUGGAUCAUAUGUGGAAAUUGAUAAUGAAAAAGAGAUACUUAAAAUAACUACAUCAACCAAUUUAUGUGUAGUACAUUUUUUUCAUAAAGAUUUUCGAAGAUGUCAAAUAAUGGAUAAACAUCUCAAGAUUAUUACACCACAAAAAAGUUUUACAAUUUAUUCAGACACACCAGAAGAAAAAACAUCAUGGAUAAAUGCUAUUCGUAACACAAAAGAAGAAUUUUUGAGUGCAAAAAGAACAUUGAAAAUUGAUAGUAAUUUUGAUUCGGAAAGAAAAGAUAUAUAUAAAAAAAGAAUUGUAGAAAAUUAUCACGCGCCAAUUUGGGUUCCUGAUUCAGAAGCUGACAAGUGUAUGAAUUGUAGUGAUGAGUUCACAUUGUUUCGAAGAAAACAUCAUUGUAGAGCAUGUGGUAUAGUUAAUUUUGUGAUUUCAGGAUCAAGUGAAAGAGAAGAUCAAUGGGCGAGAGCUUGUGAUCCGUGUUUUUUCACAAUGUUUCCAGAUGCAUUGAGAGACGAGGAUUUAGCACCUGGAAUUCAUGUAUGGAAUCUUACAGGAUCUAACAGAAGUAGUAGUAGUGGUCACGGGAAAGAAAUUAGUAUAGGAAAUGAUAACGAUAAUAAGAUUUCAAGGAGAGAUGUAUCAGGAAGAUCAGGAAUUUUAACAUCGCAAAUUAAAUCUAUUCAUGAAGCAAUUGUUGCUAGACGAUGUGAAUUAUGUAUGAUUGAUUUUAAUAUAUUUCGAUGGAGGAAUGUUUGUAUUAAGUGUAAAAAGAUUGAUUGUCUUACCAAAAAACCCAUUGAUUUAUCUUCAAUUCCAAAAGAUUUUUUAACAAUAUUAAUGGAGGAUCCACAAUUACAACAACAACAAAAUAGGUUUAGUAAUAGGUUUAGCACAGCUAAUAUUAUAAGAUUAUGUGAUUUUUGUUAUUUGGAUAUUGAUCCAAAUAGUGUCUCGGUUAAUGAAGAAAGUGGUGGUGGUUGGGCUGUACAAGGAAAUAUUUCUCCGCCACCAUCACCGUGA